GGCGGAAGCGCAAAGUACGCUGGGAUCAGUAGAUUGCGUUUUUGAAGUUGAGCUCGGCGGGAAUUCCUAAACUGGAUCCUGAGUGACGAAGGUUUGAUGAGAAAGCACGACCCAGUGGUAGACAGAUUAGCGUUACUGUACAGCUUCUUUGGGUGUUCGAGGAAUCCCGGCUGGACCAUAGUGGCCACGGCGUGGACCAGGCUGACCAGUACAAGUUAAGGACGUUCGGGUUUAUGUUAAACCUGCCCUGUGCAUCCAGCUUCGUACGAAAAAACAGUUGAGAACCCGAAGAGGAGAUGGAGUCUGCAAGUACUUUGUUUCCAGGCAUAGAGUGGAAAGGAGGUGUUUUAGCUCACCUGGAAAGACUAGAGGCUCAAACGGCUAGACCAGAUAGAAAGUCUGAAGAACCAACAGUUCGUGAAAAGGAAAGUUCUCUUAGAACUAAGAUUCGAGAACUGCAGCAACAGCGAGAUAAGCUGAGGGCGGAAGUGAAGCAGCGGCGAGCCAGGGUGAGUAGAAAGGUUGAAGAAUCUUCUGCCAAAGAAGAUCCAAGCAAAACAGUGAUUAGUGAGCAGGAAGUUCUGGAAAGGCAGUGGAGAAACAUGAAAGCCAUUCUGCAGGCGUAUCGCUUUACAGGGCUCAGCGGGAAGCUGACCAGUCGUGGAGUCUGUGUGUACAUCAGCACGGCCUUUGAGGGAAACCUACUAGAUUCCUACUUUGUGGACCUCAUCAUAGAGAAACCACUCCGGAUCCAUCACCAUUCCAUCCCAGUCUUCAUCCCCCUGGAAAAGUUAGCCACAGCACACCUACAGACUGAUGUUCAGCGCUUCCUGUUUAGUCUCUGGGAGUACCUAAAUGCCUAUGCGGGAAGGAAGUACCAGGCAGACCAACUUGAGAGUGACUUCUGUGCUUUCCUCACGGGACCUUUGCAGAGAUACGCCCUGUGCAACUUGCUCUCGUUCACCUAUAAAGUGGAACAGGGAUGCCAGACCUUCUCCUUCAGUGCCAGGUUGCUGUAUGAAGACCUCACAUCAGCUCUUCCCACGGAUGUCACUGUGACAAGGCCAGGUGUGGAAGCAUCAUCCCCUCGUUGGGAAGAGCACAGAGCAUCCCAUGAAGUGCUCUUCCGUACCAAGCCCCUGCACCAAGUGUUUGCUUCAUUUUCCAAAGAAACUGAAAAGCUGGAUUUGAGCCUGGUCUCCUGAAAAACUGUUUCUCUAUUUGGGACACAUAUGAAGUAAAUACACUUGCACUGCCUGCAGUCCAGAACCUUUCAGCAAAAGCUGUUGGGAGAGCACAUGCCUGAAUACCACCAUGAGAACAGAUACCCACGUCAUGGGAAUGACAGGAGCUUGGCUGCAGACAUAGACAAGUCCCUGUCUAUAGGCACUGGGCAGGUUCUGGACACUUGUCCGUGAUUGCUUGUUCACUUUGUACAGUGCUCCAGAAUGCCUCUGCCUCCUAGAAGGACCAGUGCUGAUUUGAUCGUAUGUAUACAUUCUUGAUGAAAAUCAGCUAAAAUGGGGGUAAUUGAAGACAUUUUGUGAGCAUUUCUAGCUUUCGUGGGAGCUAUAAAUCUAUAAAAGGGCUUGUAGUUAAGAAGGGAGAGUAUUUUCUAGACUUUUGGUUUGGAGCAGCAUGUUCUAGGCCACUAUUUGGUGGGAAACAGUAUUUUUAUACUUGGGGGUUCUGUGUAUUUAAUUGUUUACUAUAACAAUUCAGCAUAGAACGGAAUGCAUGAAGUCACUUUAAGGAAGCAUUGUUGGAAAUCGGCACAUUGAUCAGGGAAGGCCCCCUGCCGUGUCUCCCUCCUGCCAGCUCCAGGCAUGGCUGUCCUUCCCAUUUCCUAGACACUUUCAGUGCCUUUUCUCUUUAACCAUUGGUCUGUGGUGUGCGACAGGUAUUGUUCCUUGGCUUAGGGCUUCUUGCCAUCUUUAGGCCCAUGUGCUGGUCAGGUACUCCCAUUACAAUUCCUGCCUUUCCUCUGCUCGUCCCAGAGGAUCUUUACUCCACAGGCCCAGCGCUUGGGCUUCAGUCUAAGUUAGCUCCUUCCUAGAAAUCCUCAUGUGUGGGAGCUCCAGCCAACUCUAGGAAGAGUGCAUGGAGGCUAAGCCAGGGCCCCUAACAGAGGUUUGGAACAAAAGAUUCAUGGUACAGGGUGAGACGUCUGUAUCCCAGUAACAGAAUUGCCACAACAGUCCUCAAGUUGAGUAAAGCUUUUAAUAAAACAGUCCUGUUCUUUAUCAACACCUGCAGAUUCUCUGUUAAAGCAGUAGCAAAGGCGACUGUAGCAAGAGCUCAGAAGACAAGGCAAUAUUGGAAAGUUGUUUUUUGAACAGGUUAAAAAUAUAAAUGUAGAAGAUCUGUUUA
Grammomys surdaster is the source of this 2370-nucleotide messenger RNA. It is a transcript of the gene Cenpo, whose product is annotated as centromere protein O. The record is from RefSeq and is a predicted model, not a curated record. Lineage: Eukaryota; Metazoa; Chordata; Mammalia; Rodentia; Muridae. Gene Ontology annotation, cellular component: kinetochore; Mis6-Sim4 complex. The transcript has 7 exons. Bases 297 to 1205 code for a protein of 302 amino acids.